This is a messenger RNA of Ruditapes philippinarum (Manila clam), 8699 nucleotides long. Its product is annotated as transmembrane 9 superfamily member 1-like. Gene Ontology annotation, cellular component: membrane. The coding region runs from base 62 to 1816 and encodes 584 amino acids. Gene Ontology annotation, biological process: protein localization to membrane. The record is from RefSeq and is a predicted model, not a curated record. The transcript is spliced from 14 exons. Lineage: Eukaryota; Metazoa; Mollusca; Bivalvia; Venerida; Veneridae.
CAAUUUAUGAUAAUAAGCUCCAUAUUUUACUUUACGUUAGAGACAAUACACAACAACAAAAAUGGCUGUCAGGCAAAUUUUUGUUACGUUGGCAUUAAUGUCAAUUGUUUCUUGUGCAAAAUAUGAAGAAAAAGCAAAGGUACAAAUGUAUGUUAACAAAGUUGGACCAUAUUUCAAUCCUCAUGAAACAUACCAUUACUAUCAGCUUCCAGUGUGCAGGCCAGAAAAGAUUGAGCAUAAAAGUUUAACACUGGGUGAAGUGUUAGACGGUGAUAGGAUGGCUGUGUCCCUGUACGAUAUUAACUUCAAACAGGAUGUUGAGAAGAAGGAAUUGUGUAAAGUAAAGUUUACAGAGGCAGAUUUACAGUUACUGAGAGAUGCAAUAGAAGAUCUCUAUUACUUUGAGUUUGUAAUUGAUGAUGUUCCAGUGAGAGGAUUCAUAGGUCAUCUGGAAGAGGGUGGUUUUCUGCCUCACACCCAUAAAGUCUACCUGUGGGCUCAUUUACAUUUCAAUGUAGAAUAUAAUGGGAACCAGAUCAUCUAUGCCAAUGUCUCGACGAAGGAACAAGCCCCCGUGAGCCUUGAUGAGGUAUCUGCACCACUUGAAGUAGCAUUCACUUACAGUGUGAAAUGGUACCCUACAAGUAUGAAGUAUGAGGAUAGGGCCAAGAGGAUGAGGGACAACAGUUUCUUCCCUAAAACAUUGGAGAUUCAUUGGCUUUCAAUUAUCAACUCUAUGGUUCUUGUGUUCCUGCUAAUUGGCUUUGUUGUCAUUAUUCUGACACGAGUAUUGAAGUCAGAUUUUGCAAGAUAUAAUGUUGAUGAAGAAGAUAUAGAAGAUUUGGAUCAAGAAGAGAAUGGCUGGAAGAUCAUACAUACAGACGUGUUUAGAUACCCACCACACAAAAACCUGUUCUGUGCUAUACUAGGUGUAGGUAUGCAGUUUCUGACGCUAGCUACAGGAAUUAUAAUAAUGGCGAUGCUAGGGAUGUUUAACGUACACAGGCACGGACAAAUCAACUCUGCAGGGGUUAUACUAUAUGCAUUUACCUCAUGCAUCAGUGGUUACAUAGCAACCAACAUGUACAAGAAGAUGGGCGGAGAAAACUGGGUUUGGAACAUAAAUCUGACCUCAGCAUUAUUUGCUUUUCCAUUUUUCCUUGUUUGGGCGAUAGUGAAUACAGUAGCAUGGGGCUAUGGAACAACGCAGGCUCUCCCAUUUGGAACCAUAGUUCUACUCAUGUGUCUAUGGAUGUUUGUCGGAUAUCCACUAACUGUGAUAGGAGGUAUUUUUGGUAAAAACUGGGCAAACGGUUUCGAUGCGCCAUGUAGAACUAAAAAUAUCUCACGCGAGAUCCCGUCAGUACCAUGGUACAGAUCAGGUUUUGCACAUUGCAUGGUAGGAGGAUUUUUACCAUUCAGUGCCAUAUCCGUGGAGUUAUACUAUAUAUUUGCCACACUGUGGGGACGUGAACAAUACACAUUGUACGGUAUUCUGUUUAUUGUGUUUGGAAUACUUCUGAGUGUGACAGCCUGUAUUUCCGUGGCAUUGACCUACUUUCAACUGUCAGCUGAAGAUUACCGCUGGUGGUGGAGAUCUAUCUUCAGUGCUGGUUCCACUGGAUUGUUUGUGUUCCUAUAUGCCCUAUUCUACUAUUACAAACGUUCGAACAUGUCCGGCCUGUUGCAGAGUCUGGAAUUCUUCGGCUACACUGCUCUGACGUGUUACGUAUUCUUUCUAAUGCUUGGAACGGUGUCCUUCUUUGCUUCGUUGACUUUUGUGCGAUAUAUUUACGUUAACUUGAAGAUGGACUGAUAGAAAGGUGUAAGGGUACACAGAUUUUAUAAAGGUUUACAUUUGGACACAGUGAUAAAAUAGAUAGACUUAUAAUCAUCACAGUGAUAUAAUAGAUAGACCUAUAAUCACUGUUGCUAACUGUCCUUAUUUUUGGACGUAUUUUAUAUCUUGUAUAAAAGAGGACCAGUCAUCUGGCUGUUUAUAAAGCUAUUGCUGUAUCUGUGUUAACAAAAGCAUACAAGUUUCUUAGGACAUGUGUUUUCAACUCGUAUCAAGCUUUAUUUACAGUACAGACUUAUUCUGCAUUCAAUUUCUUACUGUCCAUUGUUAGUGUUUAGAGGUAUUGGCAAGUUUUUUAGGGAUAUUGGCAGAACUUCCAUCAGAUAUAGGCAUUGAAAUAGUAAGAUAAAUAUUUGUUGCUUUGUAACAUUAAAGUCAUCCAGAGUUUCACUGGGGCAUGUAAAGGCCCCAUUUUCAGUCUAAAAUAACUUUUUUUUAGUUUAAAUAUUUCUAACUAAGUUUGUUUCUCCAAAACUAUUGAAAGGAAUUGGUUAAAACUUCACAUGAUCUUUUUAGAGCAUAAUAGGAGGUCACUGUCCAAGGACCAUAACUCUAACCUGGAUUUUGAUAGAAUUAUGGCCCUUUUUUUGAACAUGGUAAAUUUUACAUUUUUCCAGGCUCUUGUUUUACUAUUAAGCAGUGAGAACAUUCAAGCUUGCUGUCCUACCAACAGCUGUUGUUUAGAUUCAGGCGGAGUAGUUCUGCUUAAAAUGUAACACUUAUACAAUUGUAGCUAUAUAUGUGUGCCUAUGGGAAAAUUGCAAAUUUUGGUUUUUCAUAUACAUGUAUGUGUGUAUCUGAAUGUGGAGGUAUUUUGUUAUUGGUAUAUUUCAAAUUGAGGUUUAAGAAUUUUAUGUUUGUUGAAUGAGUGAAACAAUAUUAUUGUUAAACAUACCAUUACAUGAGAAAUGAUUUUUGUUGAAAGGCCUAUCGAGGGUUAUGUGAAAUAAAAAUACUAAUUUGAAGGAAGAUACAAUGUACAUUUCGUAGAAUACAUGUUAUAGGGGAAAAAAGUAAUUUCAAGUAAAAAGAAUUUUUUUAACUAUUUGUCAUGCCAGUGAAUGAUAUUGAUAAUAUUUCACUGAUCAAUUUCAGUCUAGUCUUGUUCAGAUAUAAUGAUGAUUUAAGGCCAAAUGGACAUUGAUACACCAAUAGGUUAGUAAAACAUGAUAAGUUCUCUUAUAUAAAAAGGCAAGAUAAAUAUUUUUAAAAAAUGGGUACUUGUCAAUAAAAAAGGGAAGAUAAUUGAAAAAAGUCAGUACUUUUCAGUAAAAAGGUAAGAUAUCUAAAAAGAAUAGGUAUUUGUCAGCCAAAAAAGGGAAGAUAAAAACAAAAAUCGGUACAUGUCAGUAUAAAGGGGAAGGUAAAUUUUUUAAGAAAAAUUGGUAUUUGUAAACAAAAAAAAGAGAAAAUUAAAAAAAAUGGGUACAACGUAAGUACAAUGGGUACUAAGUAAGUACAAUUUGAGGUCUACAUCCUAGAGAGGGGACAGAAGAAAAGAUAGAUAAUAAAAGGGAAGAUAACUUCUAACAGGAUUAAGUAAUGACUGCUAAUGAAAGGAAGAUUGUUAUGUUGAAGAGAAUGUUCAGGGAGUGACAGAACAAUAUAAAGUUAUUGAGGAUGAACAGUGCAUAAGGAUUGACACAACUUGUAAAUUGAUAAGGUCAUAAUGUUAAUUGAAAAUUUUCCUUUGUCCUUGUGACCUAAUUUUUAUUUUUUUCUUUACAUUUUUGUACUUGCAAUGUACUUAGUAAAUCUUUGGGAAUGCUGAUAGUAAUCUUGCUGCAAAAUACUAAAUUUUUAAGUUCAUUUUAUAAAUCCAUGAUAAUUAAAUGUUGUAUUUUUUAAUAAAUACAUUUAUAGUGAAGAAUAUGUAUAUAUAUAUAGAUUAAUUUUGAAAGAGGUUUAGUUUUGAUUUGGUGUUUUGCAUUGUUUUAACUUGAAAUCAUUUGCUUUUUUCUUCGCCAUUAUGGCAUUUUGUUUGUAUAGUAUAGAGACUUUGUGGCAAAUCUUGUUUUGGUUAGGGAAUACAAUUUAUUAACUCCCAGCCUAACAAGGCUUUAUAUCAUUUGGCAGCUCAAGUUUUUGCUCGACCAUUCAAAGAAUAGGGAUAGCUAUUGUAUUUGCCUAGGCAUCAGUGUUGUUGUUGUACCCAUCACACUUUUGUUAAGUUUUGUGCAUGCAAGUUGGUAUCUCCAAAACUUGAGAGGAAUGGGUUAAAACUUCACAUACUUAUUUUUUUGAGCAUAAUAGGAGGUCACUAUCCAAGACCCUUAAAAUCUAAUAUGUAUUUAGACAGAAUUAUAACCCUUAUUGAACAUUAAAAAAAUCUACAUUAUCCAAGCUUGUGUUUUACUAUCAAGCAUUAAGAAUGGUUGAGCAGGCGGUCCUACUCACAGUGUUUGUUGUAUUAAGUAUGGCAAUACCAUUUGCACAAUUUUAUCAGGUUGAUGGUUACACUAGGUAUGAUAUAAAAUAUCAUAAUGUAAUGUGAUAGGUAGGCUGGCUGGGUGAGAUAUAGAGAAAUGUGUAUUAUGUUCAAACAUGUAUAUUACUUAGUAAGAUGUUGUUAUAGCCCUGUUUUGUAAUAUCUGAGUAUCAUAAUUCUUGCCAGAUUUGAUCAGGGGAUGGUACAUGUCUCAAACUUGAUGUUACACAUAAUUACACACACUACUCAUGUACAAACUGAUUCUUAAUAUCUGAAAAUAAUGCUAGGUGUUUUUUAGCAUAAUAUAUAUGAGCCGCGUCAUGACAAAACCAACAUAGUGGGUUUGCGACCAACAUGGAUCCAGACCAGCCUGCGCCUCCGCACAGUCUGAUCAGGAUCCAUGCUGUUCGCUAUCAGUUUCUCUACUUGUUAUAGGGUCUGUAAGCAAACAGCAUGGAUCCUGAUCAGACUUCGCAGAUGUGCAGGCUGGUCUGGAUCUAUGUUGGUCACAAUCUCAUUAUGUUGGUUUUGUCGUGACGCGGCUCAAUUAUAUAUAUAUACUACCUUGACAAUAACCAGUAUGAGAGGAGCGUACAACGAUAUAUAAUAAAUAUAUAAUAUAAAUAUAUAUAUCUUAUAAUCAAUAUGUUAAUAUUGAUAUAUAUUUAAAUUGUACAAUCAUUUAUGCGUUUGAAAUAAAUACAUCCUGGUUUUACACAAACAGACAUGUAUAUACUUUAUUAUUUUAUUUUGUAAAUAAGAGGUCACAAAUGGUUAAAUAGAUUACAAAGUAUUUGUUAAGAAGAAAUUUUCAUCAUUGAAUCAAGGCUUUGAUUGCAUUAUUUAUACAUGAUAGCUUAGAGUAUGCUAAUAAGGAAUAUUUAUUCAUCAUAGAAUUAAUGAAUAUUCAGUGUUUUUGCAAAUCAUGAAUAUUCAAUUUUUUUUUCACAACAUUACCUUAAUUGAUUAGCUAUGGACAAUUUCUUAAUUUAAUAAUCAUUAUAUUAUUCAUGUUGUAGGAUAAUUAUGAAAAUUCAUUAUUUUUGCUUAUCUUUUUGUAUAUUUGUAUGCCCUCGAAAGGAUGGCUUAUAGUUAAUGAAUUGUCUGUUUGUCUCUCAUUUAGGUAAAGUGUCAUGUGCAACCUGCAGUUGUAGGUAAAAGGUCAAGGACAAAUUUAUGCUUGAAAAAAGGUUUUUAAAAAGUACAUUUAUGGUUGAGUCCAAUUAACAAAUCUGUCUUACCUGGAUCAAUUAAAAGAAAACUUGACAUGAUUAGGUUGUACAUGAUGAUGAUAUGUCAAGUCAAGUGCAAUCAUAAUGCCUCCAGCUCCAAGGGUUACACUUGUAUGUCCAAAGUCAUAGUAUGAUUGUGAUUAGAUGAACAAGUCUGGUCCAUGACACUGCCAUUAUUACAUGGAUAUUGUACAUAAAUGUUUGUCACAUUAAGCUGAUUUGUCUUGCAAAACAAAGGCUGGUUAGUCAAGGAUGCACUUACUGAUAACUUGAAAGAUAAACAUUUUAAUAGGCUUAGGAAGGCAUAUGCUUGUUCACAACUAUAGGUCUUGUUUGAGAUUAUGCCUAUAUACCUAAUAAGGUUAUACAAGGUUUAAGAAAUUAAAUGCUGUAUUGUUGUUGUUAUAUUGAAAAGUGAGGAACAUAAUUUAUGCGACAAAGGUUCCUUUCAGAUUUUUAAGGGCUUACAAAGAUUGUUAGAGUUUAUGUGAUUUUUAACAUUCCAUCAGAAUAUUACGAGAGAGGUGACAUUUUUUGUCAUCUAGAAUUUCUUUUAUCCCCUGCCAAUAAGAUAGAAAAGGGGGGCAUUGAAAUGGCAUUGUCUGGCUAUCUGUCUGUCUGUCUGUUUCCAUUUAUGGGUGGAUAUGAGUAUUAGUAAAUCUUCUAUGAUUCAUUCAGUCCCUACACUUGUUUACAUGUCUAAGAGAACAACAGAGUCCUAAUUCAUAUUAAAUUUUAUUAAUAAAAAGAAGAAACUUUAAUCAAGUGAUAAGUAUCAUAUGACAGGGGGUAUCUUUUCAAAACUUUGCUUGUUAGCUUGUAAUUUAUUUUAUGUUAUUCUUUUUUUGUGUGUGAUGCGGGGGAAUGUGUGGCAAGUUUAAAGAAUUAUUCGCUUUACUUAAGAGUUGAAUGAGUUGAGGUUUUUAUUCUAUUGUAAUCAUGACAUCAAUUUUUCAUUAUGUUUUUUAUCUAGGGGAUGUUCAUCGUAUAGUUGAGGUAGAAAAAGAAAAUGGUUAAAAUGGUUAAAUUUUUAUGAAAAUUUUAUGCCUAGAGUAAAUUUGGUUGUAUGCUGGUUGUUGAAUAUGUCAAACAUAGAGAUAAGUUUUAUGUAAAAAUGUGAUAAUCUAUAUGUAUGAUGAUAGUUAUUUGACAUUUUUGUCAUUUUUGUGUCGCCUUGAAAAGGUGACAUAUAGGGAUUACUUUUGUCGGCGGUGUCGGCGGCGGCGGCGUCUGUGUCGGCGUCGUUGUCGUUGUCGGCGUCCGCUAAAGCUUGUCCGGAGCAUAACUCAGUCACUUUAAGUCUGAUUGACUUCAAACUUGGUAUGCAUGCUUCUUUCAAUAACCCGAAGUGCAGUGCACAAGGACCGGUACUCUGCAGUUCUUAUUUUUUGAGUUAUUGCCCUUUGUUAAUUUUCAUACUUUAAUUUUGUCCGGGCCAUUUCUCUUCAACUAAAAAAGCUAUGGACUUGAAACUUCAUAGGAUGAUAGAUCUCAUUAAGAAGAAAUGCAGUGCACAAGAACCAGUGCUCUGCACUUCCUAAUUUUUGAGUUAUUGCCCUUUGUUAAUUUUCAUACUUUAUUUUUGUCAGGGCCAUUUCUCCUAAUGUAUAAAAGCCAUGGACUUGAAACUUCAUUGGAUGAUAGGUCUCAUUAAGAAGAAGUGCAGUGCACAAGAACUGGUACUCUGCAUUUCUUAUUUUUUGAGUUAUUGCCCUUUGUUUAUUUUCAUACUUAAUUUUUGUCCAGGCCAUUUCUCUGAAAGUAUAAAAAUUAUGGACUUGAAACUUCAUAGGAUGAUAGAUCUCAUUAAAAAGAAGUGCAGUGCAUAAGAACUGAUACUCAGCAUUUCUUAUUUUUGAGUUAUUGCCCUUUGUUGCUUUUCUUACUUUAUUUUUGUCCUGGUCAUUUUUCCUAAAGUAUGAAAGCUAUGGACUUGAAACAUCAUAGAAUGAUAGAUCUUAUUGAUAAGAAGUGCAGUGUACAGAAACUGCUGCUCUGCACUUAUUAUUUUUUUAGUUAUUGCCCUUUGUUAUUUUUCAUAUUUCAUUUUUGUCCUGGCCAUUUCCCCUAAACUACAUUGUUCACAAGGCGACACAUCCGACUCGCGGAGUUCUAGUUAAUAUUGUAAAAUCAUUUGUGAAUGACACACAAAAUGUAUACUGGUCCAUUUUCCGGAUCUGCUUGAACACGAAAGUGUAUAGUCUUAGCCACCACUUGGUCAGCUUUGAAUUUGCAACAGUCCUUUGUUAUAUGAAGAGAUUUACCAAUUUACAAGCUGGUUUGUAUUGGUGGUAAAGACAAGUUAGUAUCAACAAUUAUUAAUUAAAAGUUAAUUAUUUAUUAAUUAGUAAUUAAUUGGUUAUUAAUUAGUAAUUAAUUAUAUACUAAUUAAAAAUUAAUUAGAAAUUAAUUAGCUAUUAAUAAAAAAAUAAUAAUAUAACAAUUCAUUUGUACAAAUCAACAUGUGAUAGCUGUAUUAUAGCUUAUUGUGAAGCAAACAAAAUGAAAACUUGUUAUUUGUUAAGAAUACAGGUUUGUUAUAAAUGUUGCAUCCAGGUUGCAUACAAGAUUUUAUUUUGCUCAUGUACAUUAAGAAAUCCAAGUUUGUAAUUACAAAAAAAAAAAAAAAAACAAAUCUUUAUUCUUUUGUCUGUUGGCCUGUUUGUUUCAGAACAUAAAUUUGUAAUUUUAAGAACAAAUUAAGCCCUCAAUUAUAGGAAUGAGAUUGUGACUUUCUUAAUUUGAAUUUGAACUGACCUUGGAAUGAAACGCUGACCGCAAGUGGUACAGUUGUUGCUAAAGCUGAGGGUUAAAUUAACGAUGAGAAUAGUGCUAUAUAGUGUAUUUUCAAUUUGAGAUCCAUAUUGCCUAGAGCCUGAUAACCUGAUUUUUACAGUUUUUAAGAAUAAUAAGAAUUAUAUUUAUAUUUAUUGAAGUUUCAUUAAGAAAAUCUUGCCAGAAAAAAUAUUCUCUAUUAUCUGCAAAUAUAAAAUGUAACAAAUUAAAAAAAUGAGUUUCUUACAAAUUAUCUUAUGAAGUUGUAUGUGAUAUAAAACUUUGCUAUGAAUGAACAUUAAAGUGAGACUGAUUUAUUUAUUUGUUUUAUUGCUUCUAUAAUUAUGUGAUGUAUAUAUUAUUGGUAAAAUCUCAUUCUAUGGAAACAAAUAUACGUUUAAAAGAU